ACUGCACGAUGGUGCCUCCUCAUCUUAACAGAAUCCCUAUCGGGAGCUAAAUGUUGUUGUAACUUGCAAUGCUAUUCCGCUGUAGCGAGUAGCGUGCACUGGUGUUUAAAGACAUGAUUCAUUAAUUUGGUCUCCAUAAUAAAGCAGUCUAAUGGAUAAGGAAAACACAUCCUCGACAACAUCCCCUAGGGUAGCAGGAGAUGGUCUGCGAUCGGUGAAAACUACAGGGGUAUUCAGAGCACUAAAUUUUGAACUCUAUGUCAAACCAAACAAAAUCGUAAUGGUAUUGGGUCUAGUAGCUAUUGCUGGUUGUGCAGGAUAUUUAACGUACAUGAAGACGAAGUAUGAAAACAUGGGCUACUAUGUUGCUGUGCGAGAAGAUGGAAGCAAACAACUGCACACAAAAAAGUCAAGAUGGGACUAAAUGUACAUUGAACAUAGCAUUCUACAUUGUAUAGCUGAUAAAGAAAUAAAGCUGAUUGUAAGAUGAUAAAAGCAAUUAAAGAUGACAAAGCAUUGUAAGCUGAUGGCAAAGCUGCAAAAGAAAUAAAUUAUGAAAAUUCAAA
Molecule: messenger RNA, 566 nt
Organism: Daphnia magna
Lineage: Eukaryota; Metazoa; Arthropoda; Branchiopoda; Diplostraca; Daphniidae
Product: small integral membrane protein 8
Exons: 3
Coding region: 152-424 (90 amino acids)
Source: RefSeq, a predicted model, not a curated record